AUGUCACUCAACGAAAAACGCAGCGAUUCGUUCGACACCAACGAUGAGGACGACAAGGAACUUGUUGCGCUUGGCUACAAGCCCUCGUUCAAGCGGGAGUUUUCUAAUCUGGCUACGAUAAGUUUUGCGUUCAGUAUCAUGGGUUUAUGCUCAAGUAUCGCAACGACGUUCAAUACCCCUUUGCUCCUGGGAGGUCCAGCAUCUGUAACGUGGUGUUGGAUUCUCGGAGCGUGUAUGUGUUUUACUUUGGGGGCUAGUAUCGCAGAAAUUGUCAGCGCAUAUCCGACUUGCGGUGGGUUGUAUACCGCUUCUGCGCAACUGACGCCAAAGAAGCACCGUGCAAGGAUCGGAUGGGUCGUCGGCUGGCUCAACAUCCUUGGUCAGAUUGCGGGUAUAUCCUCAACGGAAUUCGGUUUGGCGAACAUGAUUCUCGCAGCGGUUUCCAUCGGCAAGAAUGGGCAUUAUGACAUCACUGCGGGAAAGAUAGUUGGACUUUUCGCCGGACUUCUUGCUGUUCACGGAUUGCUGAACUCUUUGGCAACCCGGCACCUCGCACGUUUAACCAAAGGAUUUGUAUUCGUUAAUCUCGGAACCACCUUUGUCAUAAUUAUCGUUCUUCUAGCCAAGACUCCUCGCUCUGAAAUGCAUGCUGCUGGUUAUGUCUUUGGGACGGCUGGUAUUGUCAACCAAACUGGAGGUUGGAAUACGGGUAUUGCGUUCCUGUUUGGAUUGUUAAGCGUUCAAUGGACCAUGACUGAUUAUGACGCCACUGCCCACAUCUCAGAGGAAGUUCGCCGUGCAGCCUACGCGGCUCCAUCCGCGAUUUUUAUUGCAGUCAUCGGGACUGGUAUCAUCGGUUGGCUUCUGAACAUCGUCCUAAUCAUUUGCUCUGGUCCUCUAGAAAAUCUGCCCGGCAGUUCUGGAUCCGCUUUCCUUGAGAUCCUGGUAUUGCGAGCAGGCAAGGCUGGCGCGCUGAUUAUCUGGGUUUUCGUCUGUAUCACCGCCUUUUUCGUCGUGCAAACCGCCCUUCAUGCAUGUUCGCGGACAAUUUACGCAUUUAGCCGCGACCACGGCUUGCCUGACCGUGGUUACUUUGGGAAGAAUUCCAAAAUAACACAGACUCCCCUCCGCGCCAUCUGGUGUACGACGAUCGUCAGCGUUCUUCCUGGACUGCUCGACCUUGCGAGUCCUAUAGCGGCGAAUGCCAUAUUUUCGUUGACUGCGAUGGCGCUCGACCUGAGCUAUAUCAUCCCCAUUUUCUGUCGAAGGGUGUUCCACAAACAUCCCGAUGUCAUGUUUAAACCAGGCCCAUUCUACAUGGGUGGCGGGGUAGUGGGCCUUCUCUGCAAUACUAUGUGUAUUUCCUGGACUUUGUUCGUCUGUGUCAUAUUCUCACUACCGACCGUGAUGCCCGUCACAGCAGACAACAUGAACUAUGCCUCUGUCAUAACCGUAGGCGUGAUUAUCCUUGCGUGCGUUUGGUAUAUCCUGGGAGCUCAUCGCCAUUACACCGGACCUCAAUCCAACCUGCACGACGACUCGGUGGAAGAAAUCACCAAAGUUGGGCUGGACUCCGAAAACGCCCUCAAAGAGGACUUGAUGUGA
This is a messenger RNA of Laccaria bicolor S238N-H82, 1605 nucleotides long. Its product is annotated as APC amino acid permease. Gene Ontology annotation, cellular component: membrane. Bases 1 to 1605 code for a protein of 534 amino acids. Lineage: Eukaryota; Fungi; Basidiomycota; Agaricomycetes; Agaricales; Hydnangiaceae. The record is from RefSeq and is a predicted model, not a curated record. Gene Ontology annotation, biological process: transmembrane transport. The transcript has 19 exons. Gene Ontology annotation, molecular function: transmembrane transporter activity.